AUGAGUAGUUUGUAUUAUUCAAGUAAGUUCUCUCUGAAAAAUUUGAAAAAAAAUUCAAAAAUAAACAUUUUGCAGAUGCCAGGGAAGUUGGAAGAAACGAGGUAACUUCAAAUGUGAUCAUAGCAGAGGAUAAGAAAACUGUGGUAUGUUUUUUUUUUCAAAUAUUUUUGCUCUGCUUAUUUAUAAUUCUAAAUUUGAUUUCAGGUAUAUGCAAUUCGUAUAGGUAAUGGACCCUUUAUGCAGAAACCUUUUGAAGAGUAUGAGAAAUUCUUUCAAUCGGUGAGAGUUUUCUACUAACUACAAACUAGAAUGUAGUUUUGUGUUUUGCAGGUUGGUGAAUUGACAACGGCCACAGCCACUCCGGCACCAAAGAAAAAGUUUUUGCAAUCGGACACCAAGUUUUAUGAGAAAAGGAAAUUGUGGAUUCAAAGUGUUUCACAACAUCUUAUUGAUAAUCAUACAAAGAAGUAGGUUUUACCGAAUUUAAUCAAAAAGUGAAUUGUGAAUUUCUGGAUUUUUAAAAAGUUCAAGAAAAGUUCCCCUACAGCAACCCGAGCAACCCCAACCACCAAAACAACAAUUAUCUCAUAUUUUCCAGCGACGAUGUCCGCAGAUUUUUCCACAUCGACUUUGGAGAUGAUGAUGAAAAUAUGGUUGACCUAGGACCAAGUGAACGAAAAACGUGAGAAUUUUCAUAAAAUAUUUAGAAAAUCGUCUUUUUCCAGAGCCUGCCCACAGGAUUUUGAUUUCCUAACAACAAUUGGAAAGGGUAGUUUUGGUAGAGUUUAUCAAGUUCGACACAAAGAAACCAAAAAAAUCUAUGCGAUGAAAGUUUUGUCCAAGGAACAUAUUAGGAAAAAGAAUGAGGUUUGUGUUUUUCUUGGGGAGUUUUGGUAAAAUUUUCAGAAAAUUCAUUUUUAGGUCAAACACGUGAUGGCUGAACGUAAUGUGUUGAUCAAUAAUUUCAAGCAUCCAUUUUUAGUUUCCCUACAUUAUUCGUUCCAAAAUAAGGAUAAGCUCUAUUUCGUUUUAGAUCAUUUAAAUGGUGGAGAGGUGAGCAAUUUUCUCAAGAAAAACUAGAACAAAAAAUAUCCGGUUUUCAGCUAUUUUCACAUUUACAACGUGAAAAACAUUUUAGCGAAUCGAGAAGUCGAUUUUAUGCGGCUGAAAUUGCUUGUGCACUUGGAUACUUGCAUGAGAAAAAUAUUAUCUACAGGUUUGUAGAUCAAACAAAUUUUUGAAAUAAUAAAAAAAAACAAGAUCUUUGUUUUUUUAGAGACUUGAAACCGGAAAAUUUACUUCUGGAUGACAAGGGUUACUUGGUUUUGGCUGAUUUUGGAUUGUGUAAAGAGGGAAUGAUCGGAGGGAAGACGACAGUCACUUUUUGCGGAACUCCGGAAUAUUUGGCACCGGAAAUUGUGUUGAAAAAACCAUAUGAUAAGACUGUUGAUUGGUGGUGUCUUGGAAGUGUUUUGUAUGAAAUGAUUUUUGGAUUGGUAAGGAAAGACAAUUUGGAGAAAUACUGAUGAGUCUCAGGAGGUCUAGAAGUAAUUAGAUUUGAGUUGGAUAAACAGAAGUGCACAUGAGGAUUUCUGAGAACAUAGUUUUGAGAAAAAAUAGAAUAAAUUAUAAAUAUUGAAUAUAUGAUUUCACCUAAUGACUAAAAUAAAAAGAAUGUCGAUUUGAGCUUAUUCACAUUUUCUUAUAAAAUUAACGUUAUUUUUAAUAGUCUGAAAGCGCGAACUGGUUAGUCACUGGUUAGUCAAGAAAUAUAUAUUAUUUUUUUAUUUCCAGCCACCAUUCUACUCCAAAGAUCACAAUGAAAUGUACGAUCGAAUUGUUAAUCAACCGCUCCGCCUCAAACAUAGCAUUUCAGUGCCAUGCUCUGAAUUGAUUACUGGGGUAAUUUUCAUUAUUUAUGUUUUCACUAAUAACUAUUUUUAUUCAGCUCCUCCAAAAAGAUCGAACUAAAAGAUUGGGAAACAAAAAUGAUUUCAAAGACAUUAAAGAUCAUCCAUUCUUCUUGCCAGUUGAUUGGGAUCGAUUAUUGAAUCGUGAAUUAAAAGCACCGUUCAUUCCAAAAGUCAAAAAUCAAAUGGAUGUGUCGCAAAUUUCCAAGGAAUUUGUUGAUAUACAGAUUGAUCCAUGUAAGAAUUUUGGUUUUUUUUGAGAGAACGGCUUCCAGAAAUACGUGAUAUGAACUGUGAUUUUGAAGAAUAUAUUUCUGAAAAAAAAACAUUUAUGAGAAACACUUUUCAAAAAUUCGCCCAAAACCCUUCAUCUUUCUUCAACUAUUCAUUUCUGAAUCAACUUUCUUAUAAGGAAAAUGCUUUUAUUUCCGAAAAAGUACAUUCAUUCUUAAUUUUUUGAAAACACAGCUUUCAAUUUAACCUAAAUUCUCAUUCAUCAAUAUUUUCAGCAUCAUUGGCUCCUCAACAUAUCGCUUCCACUAUGCGUGAUCAUGAUUUUGAAAACUUUACAUUCGUUGACACAAAUCGAGUGCUUGUUUGA
Molecule: messenger RNA, 2511 nt
Organism: Caenorhabditis angaria
Lineage: Eukaryota; Metazoa; Nematoda; Chromadorea; Rhabditida; Rhabditidae
Source: the annotation of a GenBank genome assembly